AUGGCGAAACCACCGACGCCCAAGCAGCGUCAGAUCUUCCUGGCGUGUAGACCCAUUUUCAGCGGUCGAAAGGCAGCGAUUCGCAAUGUCAAAGCCAUCAGAGCACACCUACAAGCCCAUGAGUCUGCUUUGGAGACGCUCAUCCCCUACUACCGCAUGCACCACGUCCUACCGAUUGUCAAGUUCCUGGUGGAGAAGGGCGUCUUCGACUCAGACACAAAGGCCCAAGCCUUCUUUCCCGAUCUCCAACCCGAAGAGCUCGAUGCACCUCUUCCCCUGCCUGGAGAAUCCUCCGCUGACACUCCGAACCGCCACAACAAGGAAAAGGGGAUGGAAAAAGAUGACGACCUUCCUGGGUCUUCAGCAGCCACUCCAGCAACCUUGCCGACCGGGCAGACAAGCGUCGGCCUCCCCCAGGGGCAGAGAGCCGAACAGAGUGACGAUUCAGACCCGCCAUCUCCCACCGAAACACCAAUGGCCCCGCCAAUGCGCCUCUGUCUGCCCUACAAGACUCAGCAUCGAAUUCUAACGACUGUCCAGCGCGUCCUGGAAGAGAGCAUCUUCGAGUUCCUCCAGAUGUGGCUUUACCUCGAGCUUGCAAGCGAAGGUUGGGACUGCCCCGAAGCCAUCGAGCUGACGACGGGAAUGCGAUUCCUGAAGAAAUGGCGCACGCGCCUUUCGAAAGAUGCGUUCUGCUUCGUCAACUACGACUUGGACGCGGUCUUCCAGGCAGUGGCCCCCAUCCGCCACGCGGCAGUGCAUCGACAACACAAAACAAUUCAAGGAAUCUGCGACUGCAUUGCUGCCGCGCAGCAGCUGACCGAGAUCCUGCAAGAUCAAACGCGCACCCUCCAGCUCCACGAGCUACACUGGCAUGUGCAAGGCCAAAUCCCCGCGCUCGCAGUCAGCGAAAAGCUACUCCAAAAUGUGGAAGCGCAGUGCGCGCAGAUGGGGAAGGAGGGGGUGAAUCUACGGGCUCAGGCCAUUGCCGAUGAGCGAAAAGGUCGACGGAUGAUCGGCAUUCUUCUGGAGACUUUGAUGGAGAAGAUUUUUGUGAAUGAUCGGAUUGGAUUGGAGUAUGGCCGAGAUGGCCGUGGUACAAAUAUCGAGGGUGUAUCCUUCGCAUACACCGCGCAUGUAGGGGAGCAGCAUUGGCAGCCUGUUGAGGAGUGGUCGCAGCCUCGCGACUUUUUGUAUUAA
This is a messenger RNA of Aspergillus saccharolyticus JOP 1030-1, 1200 nucleotides long. RefSeq lists its product as uncharacterized. The coding region runs from base 1 to 1200 and encodes 399 amino acids. Lineage: Eukaryota; Fungi; Ascomycota; Eurotiomycetes; Eurotiales; Aspergillaceae. The transcript has 2 exons. The record is from RefSeq and is a predicted model, not a curated record.